AUGACAAGCCCCGUCAAUGCAAAGGAGACCUCCCAGGAAGGAGGCUCUCGGCCAACUUCCGGAGAACAGAGAUACAAAGGGCGGUUGGGCAUCGCUUUACCACCUCUAAAUUGGCCCCUCUUUACCUUCAUCGUCAUAGUCCCUAUGGUUGCAAUUUUUGGUGGAAUUCUUUGGGUACCCAUCUACAAGACAACCGUCCUCUUCGGUUUCGUGUAUGGUUAUCUCAGAGGCAUUUGCAUCACUGCCGGGUAUCAUCGAUAUUGGGCGCACAGGUCAUACACGGCCAGCCAGCCACUGCAAUUGUUUCUGGCCCUUGUGGGAGUCGGCGCUGGCCAAGGAUCAAUAAGCCAAUGGUGUCGGCAGCACCGUGCACACCACCGCUAUGUGGACACGAGCCAGGACCCUUACAAUGUGCAACGGGGAUUUUUCCACGCGCACAUUGGGUGGAUCAUUUUCAAGGACAACUCGAAUUUGCACAACCGUGUGGAUAUUACCGACCUCAAGGCCGACCCCAUCGUUUAUUGGCAGCGCCGAUACUAUUGGCAGUUGACAAUCCUCAUGGCCUAUAUUGUUCCCACGGUGAUAGCAGGGCUUAUCUGGGGAGACUGGCUGGGUGGCUUCGUGAUUGCGGGCUGUGUAGGGACCGGGGGGGUUCAGCAAAUUUCAUUUUGCAUCAAUUCGUUCGCACAUUGCUAUGGAACACAGCCGUUCCAGGGAGUAAAAUCUCCUCGGGAUAAUUUCAUCACCGCAUUCGUGACGUUGGGGGAGGGCUACCACAACUUCCAUCAUGAAUUCCCCGUGGAUUACCGGAACGGUGUCCGGUGGUGUGACUAUGACCCCACGAAGUGGACCAUUUGGUUCUGGAGCCGCAUUGGACUGGCAUCCAAUUUGAGGCGGUCCCCUGACAGUGAGAUUGAGAAGAGACGUCUGCAACGGUGUCGGGAGAUACUGGAUCAGGCGUUGGACAACGUUGACUGCGGCACAAUGGUCAAAGACCUACCUGAUAUAUCAUGGGAGGCGUACCAGCAACAAGCCCGCACAGGGUGCAAUCUCGUCGUCAUCAAUGGCAUCGUCCAUGACGUAUCCAACUUUAUAACAGAUCAUCCUGGAGGAGAGGAGUUGCUUACAGCAGUGAUUGGAGAUGAUGCGACACAACUAUUCGAAGGUGGUGCGUACAAGCAUUCGAAUGCUGCCCAUAACCUGCUGUCCACUUUGAGAAUAGCUAGGGUCAGUACACAACCGGAGUCAAAGCAGUUGAUAUGA
Aspergillus udagawae is the source of this 1263-nucleotide messenger RNA. Its product is annotated as acyl-CoA desaturase. The transcript has 2 exons. Lineage: Eukaryota; Fungi; Ascomycota; Eurotiomycetes; Eurotiales; Aspergillaceae. Gene Ontology annotation, cellular component: endoplasmic reticulum membrane. Gene Ontology annotation, biological process: unsaturated fatty acid biosynthetic process. The coding region runs from base 1 to 1263 and encodes 420 amino acids. Gene Ontology annotation, molecular function: stearoyl-CoA 9-desaturase activity; heme binding; iron ion binding. The record is from RefSeq and is a predicted model, not a curated record.